Molecule: messenger RNA, 2052 nt
Organism: Drosophila erecta
Lineage: Eukaryota; Metazoa; Arthropoda; Insecta; Diptera; Drosophilidae
Gene: Diap2
Product: death-associated inhibitor of apoptosis 2
Exons: 4
Coding region: 89-1582 (497 amino acids)
Source: RefSeq, a predicted model, not a curated record
GCACUGCUUUCGCUAAGCAGUUUAAAUUAAGACGGUGUGUCAUCGAUGAGACAUUAAGGUGUAUCGAAAAACAUCGAUACGCGCCACGAUGACGGAGCAGCACAUGGAGCUGGAGAGCGUUCGCCUGGCGACAUUUGGGGAAUGGCCCCUGAAUGCCCCCGUUUCCGCGGAGGAUCUGGUGGCCAAUGGUUUCUUUGCCACGGGAAACUGGCUGGAGGCCGAGUGCCACUUCUGCCACGUGCGCAUCGACCGUUGGGAGUACGGCGACCUGGUGGCGGAGCGCCAUCGCCGCUCCUCGCCUAUCUGCUCCAUGGUUCUGGCUCCGAAUCACUGCGGCAAUGUUCCGAGGAGUCAGGAGAGCGACAAGGAGGGCAACAGCGUGGUGGACAGCCCUGAGUCUUGCGCUUGUCCCGAUCUCUUGUUGGAGGCCAAUCGCUUGGAAACCUUCAAGGACUGGCCGAAUCCCAACAUUACGCCGCAGGCUCUGGCGAAGGCUGGUUUCUACUACCUGAACCGCCUAGAUCACGUAAAGUGCGUAUGGUGCAAUGGAGUGAUUGCCAAAUGGGAGAAGAACGACAACGCCUUUGACGAGCACAAGCGCUUUUUCCCACAAUGUCCUCGUGUGCAAAUGGGGCCACUUAUAGAGUUUGCCACCGGAAAGAACCUAGAUGAGUUGGGCAUCCAGCCCACCACCCUGCCACUGCGUCCAAAGUACGCCUGUGUGGACGCCAGAAUGCGAACCUUCUCCGAUUGGCCCAUUACCAAUAUUCAGCCCGCUUCUGCUUUGGCCCAGGCUGGUUUAUAUUAUCAGAAAAUAGGCGACCAGGUGCGCUGCUUCCACUGCAACAUUGGAUUGCGCUCGUGGCAGAAGGAGGAUGAGCCGUGGUUCGAGCACGCCAAGUGGUCGCCAAAGUGUCAGUUCGUUCUGCUGGCCAAGGGUCCAGCCUAUGUAAGCGAAGUGCUCGCGACAACGGCUGCCAACGCCAGUUCCCCGCAAGCCACUGCUCCAGCCCCAUCGCUCCAGGCAGACGUACUGAUGGACGAAGCGCCAGCCAAGGAGGCGCUAGCCUUGGGUAUCGAUGGAGGAGUUGUGCGCAAUGCCAUCCAGCGCAAGAUCUUGAGUUCCGGCUGCGCCUUCGCCAGUUUGGACGAAUUAUUGCAUGCCAUCUUCGACGAGGCCGGCGCAGGAGCUGCACUGGAGGUGCGUGAGCCGCCCGAGCCAAGUGCUCCCUUUAUUGAACCAUGUCAGGCCACUACUAGCAAGGCAGCAUCUGUGCCAGUAUCGGGAGCCGAUUCCAUCCCAGCCAAACCACAGGCAGCUCCAGUUGCGAAUAUCUCCAAAAUCACAGACGAACUACAAAAGAUGUCGGUGGCCACACCGAAUGGAAACCUGUCACUGGAGGAGGAAAACCGACAGUUGAAGGAUGCACGCCUGUGCAAGGUGUGCUUGGACGAGGAGGUUGGCGUGGUGUUCCUGCCCUGUGGCCAUUUGGCUACCUGCAACCAAUGCGCCCCCAGUGUGGCCAAUUGUCCCAUGUGCCGCGCAGACAUCAAGGGAUUUGUGCGCACGUUCCUUUCUUGAAGCGCAUAUCGACAUCAUACAGAGUUUACCAGCUAGUUGUUAAGCGAAUCGAUUGAUAGCACCCACACAAACUACUACAGCGAAGUUCAAAUUAUCCGGUGAUUAGCUAAUGCAAUAUCUUUAAUCGUCUACUAAGUACUUGGCCAACUGCAGCUAUCCGUUUUUACAUUAGCUACGGUUGUGAGUUGUCGUUACUAACUAUCGCCUUGUGUCCGAGCAAAUCUCUUUUAGACCAGACAUUAUAUACGCUGAAAAGACCUUAUAUAAAUGAGCAGCUCCAUUUCGCACUGAAAAGGGUAUCAAAGCUCCGGCACGACCGCAGAUCACUUAUGUAUUUCUUGUUAUCGUACUCUUAUUAACACAUGUAUGUAUUUUUGUUGAUCAUGUUUAUAAGCCGCUGAUAGUAUGGUAUACACACAACUAUAUGCAUCUCGCGAAAUACGAAUAAAUGUAUAUGUAAAUGUUAAAAA